This is a messenger RNA of Closterium sp. Naga37s-1, 897 nucleotides long. The record is from the annotation of a GenBank genome assembly. Lineage: Eukaryota; Viridiplantae; Streptophyta; Zygnematophyceae; Desmidiales; Closteriaceae.
AUGGGACAGGAGAAGAAGAGAGCGAGGCUGCUGGCAUGGUGCGUGAGGCAUGGUGCAGGAGGCAUGGUGCAGGAGGCAUGGUGCAAGAGGCAUGGUGCAAGAGGCAUGGUGCAAGAGGCAUGGUGCAAGAGGCAUGGUGCAGGAGGCAUGGUGCAGGAGGCAUGGUGCAGGAGGCAUGGUGCAGGAGGCAUGGCGCAGGAGGCAUGGCGCAAGAGGCAUGGUGCAGGAGGCACGGUGCAGGAGGCACGGUGCAAGAGGCAUGGUGCAAGAGGCAUGGUGCAAGAGGAAUGGUGCAAGAGGCAUGGUGCAGGAGGCAUGGUGCAGGAGGCAUGGUGCAAGAGGCAUGGUGCAGGAGGCAUGGUGCAGGAGGCAUGGUGCAAGAGGCAUGGUGCAAGAGGCAUGGUGCAAGAGGCAUGGUGCAAGAGGCAUGGUGCAAGAGGCAUGGUGCAGGAGGCAUGGUGCAGGAGGCAUGGUGCAGGAGGCAUGGGGCAGGAGGCAUGGCGCAGGAGGCAUGGUGCAGGAGGCAUGGUGCAGGAGGCAUGGUGCAGGAGGCAUGGUGCAAGAGGCAUGGUGCAAGAGGCAUGGUGCAGGAGGCAUGGUGCAGGAGGCAUGGUGCAAGAGGCAUGGUGCAAGAGGCAUGGUGCAGGAGGCAUGCAUCUGUUCAACAAUCUCAAGGGGACGAACCCUUUGCAGGUGGAGGGUGAUUCGGUCGAGAGAGAGGAAACAGCGCUGAGUGGUUCUGAGGAGCGGUUGGUGAGGGUGUCAAAGGCGAGUAGCGCCACGAAGAACGCACGCUGCCUGCAGCAGAAAGCAGAGGGCCGAUGGAGUGGAGAGGAGCGAUUGAGUGGAGAGGGGCGAUGGAGUGGAGAGGAGCGAUGGAGUGGAGAGGAGCGAUAG